Messenger RNA from Sus scrofa (pig), 6570 nucleotides. RefSeq names its product solute carrier family 14 member 2 (gene SLC14A2). Gene Ontology annotation, molecular function: urea transmembrane transporter activity. Gene Ontology annotation, biological process: urea transmembrane transport. Lineage: Eukaryota; Metazoa; Chordata; Mammalia; Artiodactyla; Suidae. Gene Ontology annotation, cellular component: membrane. The record is from RefSeq and is a predicted model, not a curated record.
UGCUUAAUAAGAAGCCAAUUCUCCAAUGGGAAAACAACCCUAUUCUCAUGCAUCACAUGACCAUUGAAGGAGAACGAGAUGCUAAUGACAGCAGUUGAAGGAGAGGCAUUUCAAAAGCAAAUCUCUUAGAGAGACUGGACCCACUUUAGUGCUCAGUUGCUGAUAAAGAACAAGGAAAGACUGAGUGGGCCUGGUGAGCAGAAACUUGGCCACCUGUGUCCUCCAUGUUGGUGACCUUCUUUGCCUUGAUCACCUGAGAAGGAUCCCAAAUUCUUAUUCCAAGUUCUUUCUUUGGUGACAUUGGCUACUUUUCUCAAAACCAUCAUUUCAAGUCUCAGGAGGAACUGUGAGGCCUGUUCCAGCGUUUUUCCUGGGUAUUUCUGGACAUGAGUACAUCUUAUUGAAAUAUUCCCACCUCUACCUAUAGAUAAGGAAAAACCUUGGAGCACCUCAACCCUCUGAGUGAACAGGACUGAAUGACUGACUGUGUUUUUGCUUCCUGCUUGAUGUCAACUAAAUAGAAGUUCCCAAGACUCUUAUAGAACCCGUUGAUCUCACAGAAUUUUUGCAUGACAGAUGAGCAGCUGCCAUCGGAAGGACAUGUCUGACGCUCACACUCACAGCAGCCCCCUCCUGGCAAAGCCUCUUUCCAGCAGAUACAAACUCAACGAGUCAGAGUUUACCAGUCCCAGCUGGCCCUCAAACCCCCAGGAUACCCACCUCGCCCUGCCUCUUCUGGAAAUGCCUGAAGAAAAGGAUCUCCGGUCUUCCAAUGAAGAAAGCCACAUUGUGAAGAUUGAAAAACCCAAUGAGAAGGGUAGAAGACGAGGAAGCCGGAUAGCCCCUCAGGGCUCUGCAGGCCAGGGAAGCAUCAGCCUCUUUCAGGCAGUGGGCUACCUCACAGGCGAGAUGAAGGAAUGCAGGAGCUGGCUGAAAGAUAAACCUCUGGCCCUCCAGUUCACAGACUGGGUUCUGAGGGGGGCUGCUCAGGUGGUGUUCGUCAAUAAUCCUCUCAGCGGGCUCAUCAUCUUCAUAGGACUCCUGAUCCAGAAUCCAUGGUGGACAAUUGCUGGGGGUCUGGGGACAGUGGUGUCAACUUUAACUGCUCUUGCCUUGAGCCAGGACAGGGCUGCCAUCACCUCAGGCCUCCACGGGUACAACGGAAUGCUGGUGGGGAUGCUGAUAGCUGUGUUCUCUGAGAAGUUAGACUAUUACUGGUGGCUUCUGCUUCCUGUGACCUUCACAGCCAUGUCCUGCCCCAUCCUCUCCAGUGCUUUGGGUUCAAUCUUCAGCACGGACCUCCCAGUCUUCACCCUGCCCUUCAACAUCGCCGUGACCCUGUACCUGGCAGCCACAGGCCCCUACAACCUCUUCUUCCCCACGACGCUGGUGGAGCCUAUGUCUUCAGUGCCCAACAUCACCUGGACAGAGAUUGAGAUGCCUUUGCUGCUGCAGGCCAUCCCCAUCGGAGUCGGGCAGGUGUAUGGCUGUGACAAUCCCUGGACAGGUGGCGUGUUCCUGGUGGCCCUGUUCAUCUGCUCACCACUCAUCUGCUUGCAUGCAGCCAUUGGCUCAAUCGUAGGAAUACUAGCAGCCCUGACCGUGGCCACGCCCUUCGAGACCAUCUACCUGGGCAUCUGGAGCUACAACUGUGUCCUCUCCUGCAUUGCCAUUGGGGGCAUGUUCUAUGCCCUCACCUGGCAGACCCACUUGCUGGCCCUCGUCUGUGCCCUGUUCUGUGCAUACCUAGGAGCAGCCUUGUCCAACAUUAUGUCAGUGGUUGGUGUGCCACCAGGUACCUGGGCCUUCUGCCUCUCCAGCCUCAUCUUCCUGCUCCUGACAACCAACAACCCCGCCAUCUACAAGCUCCCGCUCAGUAAAGUCACCUACCCAGAAGCCAACCGCAUCUACUACCUGACACUGAAAAGCAGUGAAGAACAGAAGUCCCCCAGUGGCAGUGCUGGGGGGCAGCCACCCACGACGAGCCCAAAGGCCAGUGAGAGCUCAGAGGUUGUGCUCCCCAAGCCUAGGAACGUGUUCCACAUCGAGUGGUCAUCCAUUCGCAGGAGCAAAGUGUUUGGAAAAGGUGAACACCAGGAGAGGCACACCAAACACCCUUCUCCCCAUCAGUACUGGAAGCCCGAGGUCGAGUUGCUGGAUCUGGACACCAUGGAGGAGAGCUCUGAAAUAAAGGUGGGAACAGGCAUCUCCAAGACUUCCCGGAUUCAGAGUUUCCUGGCUGCCAAUGGGAAGAGGGUCCGCAAAGCCCUCGGCUACAUCACUGGAGAGAUGAAGGAGUUUGGAGAGAGACUUAGAGACAAAUCCCCAGUGUUCCAGUUCCUCGACUGGGUCCUCCGGGGCACAUCACAGGUGAUGUUUGUGAACAACCCCCUCAGCGGCAUCCUCAUCAUCCUCGGCCUCUUCAUCCAGAACCCCUGGUGGGCCAUCUCGGGCUGCCUGGGCACCGUUGUGUCCACUCUGACGGCUCUCAUCCUCAGUCAGGACAAGUCUGCCAUCGCAGCCGGACUUCACGGUUACAACGGGGUGCUGGUGGGGCUGCUGAUGGCCGUGUUCUCAGACAAGGGCAACUAUUACUGGUGGCUUCUCCUCCCCAUCAUCGUUAUGUCCACGUCUUGCCCCAUCCUCUCCAGUGCCUUGGGUUCCAUCUUCAGCAAGUGGGACCUCCCAGUCUUCACGCUGCCUUUCAAUAUCGCCGUGACCCUGUACCUGGCGGCCACGGGCCCCUACAACCUCUUCUUCCCCACCACGCUGCUACAGCCUGCUUCCUCUGUGCCCAACAUCACCUGGUCAGAGGUCCAAGUACCCUUGCUUUUGAGAGCCAUCCCUGUUGGAAUCGGCCAAGUGUAUGGCUGUGAUAACCCCUGGACUGGAGGCAUUUUCCUCAUAGCUUUGUUCAUCUCGUCACCUCUCAUUUGCUUACAUGCUGCGAUCGGAUCUACCAUGGGGAUGUUAGCAGCUCUCACCCUGGCGACACCCUUCGACUCCAUCUACCUCGGCCUGUGGGGUUUCAACAGCACGCUGGCCAGCAUCGCCAUCGGAGGCAUGUUCUACGUCCUCACGUGGCAGACACACCUCCUCGCCAUUGCCUGCGCUCUGUUUGCAGCCUACCUGGGUGCUGCCCUCGCUAAUAUGUUAUCUGUGUUUGGAUUACCUCCCUGUACCUGGCCCUUCUGCCUCUCAGCACUCACCUUCCUGCUCCUGAAGACCAACAACCCCACCAUCUAUAAGCUCCCACUCAGCAAAGUCACCUACCCAGAGGCCAACCGCAUCUACUACCUGUCUCAGGAGAAAAACAGAAGAGCAUCGUCCGUCACAAAGUACCAGGCCUACGAUGUCUCCUAAGUUGCCCUUUUCAAAGCAUGUCACUAUAAAUGCAGCCUCAGCAGGCUGUCCAGGUCCCCAGGCUGAAAGCCACUUAAACUCUCUUUUUCACUGUUCUGAUUAUGCCCCAACAUGCCUACACCCCAGUUAUUCUCAACACAGGGAAGUAUGCAUGCACUCACUAUUUAGGAUCAUCUCUGUUCUAAAGUGCAUAAUACUUAUCAAAAAUAAAGUUAAUUUAGGAGUUCUCUUGUGCUACAGUGGGUUAAGGGUCUGGUGUCGUCACUGCAGCAGGUCAGGUCACUACUGUGGUGUGGGUUCAGUCCCUGGCCUGGAAACUGACACAUGCUGCAGGCAUAGCCAAAAUAUAUAUGUAGGCACAACUAUAUAUAUAUAUAUAUAUAUAUAUAUAUAUCAAAUCAAGAUAUAUAUGGUUAAUUUAGACUUUCUACGCACAGCUCACUCCAUGAAAACUGCCUCUGAAAUGAUUUUCCCGCUUUUGCCAAAUAAGCCGCAUCCCUAAAGAGAACUCACCAAGAAGGGACACAGAUUGGUGACAUGGUCAGCCAACUAUAGCCAUUUAACACAGCGAGGUAUAGUGUCAGGAAGUUAGCCUAGGAGGCAAAAAGGGCUGGUCCACCCCCAGCUCUGCCUGGAAUGAACUCUCACCACUAUGGUAUCCCCCUCUCACUUCCAUUUCUUACUGGUUUCAUGACAGAGAGGGAUCCUACAGUCCCUUCCACCUCAGAAGUAUGGAUUCUUUUCUUUCAGUUAAACUGAUGAAAUUGACAUGACCAAUCAAUAAUUACUUUGUGUUAAGAAAAAGACCACAGGGCUACCCAGAAGAGGCAGGACAAUUUUAAUGCCAUAGGGAGAUUUAUUCUUGAGUCAUGAGAAGAUAUUCUCCAGACUUGGGGUUAGGAACCUAAGCUCACUGGAAAUGCCAACGUGCCUUCUUUUUCAUAACAAAUAUUACUGGAAAUGUCAUCAGAUGAAAAUUGAUCUUUUUCAACAUUUAAAUCAUACUCUAAGCAAAUAUAUUUCCUUUUGUAAUGUUCAUAAGCAACUUCUCAUUAAAUGAUUAAGCUUGCAAAUUAGUGUUGGGGUUUUCUUAAAAUGGGGCUCACGUGCAUUAUCCAAACAGUGCCCAUUGGAGGGGUUUUCCACCGUCAAGCACAUGUUUGAAAAGAGAUGAGGAUGGGUUAAAGUUUCAGAAGAGGCUCUGAUUUGCUUACGAAGGAAAUUAUACAUAAAUGAUUGUGGUCAUUGUUUUCUCUUUGAGGUGAAAUGCCUGUUGUUACAACCCAUCUCCCUUUUGUAGGGAGAGUCUUUGAGUCUUGCACCCUAAAAUUACAUCCAGAGGCUCUUGAAUGGCCAGUAACUCUGCUACUUAGUUGCUAAUCUUAAAGCAUUGAGUUCCUAAAACACAGGAGCCCUUGUGGGAAGCCUCAGGGCUCAGCCUUCCCACCUCUCCACCAGAGGACCAGGAUGAACCCUUUAUAGUGCCUCUGUGUACCCCUCCUCUGGCACCCUUCCAGGUUAGCAUGAUGGGGUAAGGGGAAAGGUUGGAGAUUGGGGAAGGAAACAGGGGAAGGGGACAAAUUCUCUAUAAAUCCAUUAUUUAGCAAAAGCUGGUGUCUACGUUUAUCUUUUUUCCAUCAGCCCUGGAUCUCAGUCCUCUUCCACCAGCCCCAGCACACUAGGCUGCCUAGCUCUCUUCCAGAUGAUACCUAGCCAAGUAUGGCUUCUCCAGAAAAACAGAAUACUUCUCGCUGGAAACAAAGGCCCCACAGAGGAAACAGGAACCAGUCACACUCCAGAGGCUACAUCUGAGUUUGUGAUCACACCUUGAGGCCAAAAAGGUCUCAGGCUAUAUUUUCAUGACCGGGGAGUUAUGGCUCUCUGAGGAUCAAGCAUCCAGGAAUUUCACCAGAAGGCUGUUUAUGCUCACAGCUCCCUCAGCUGCCCCACAACCUCUAAGUGAUGACAUAGAACUAUUAAAAUACCGUUUCAUGCAUUUUCCACUGAAGUGUUAUAAUCUGGUUUUAUUAAGAGCAAGAAGCCCUUCACAGGCAUGCCAUUCUGAUUACUGACCACUAACAAAUCUCUUCAGCUGUUCUAAGUAUUUCAAUAUCCUCACCUAUAAAUUAGCAGGUUGAGUUGGCCCAGGAUACCAAGCAAGGUGGAACUAGGGUAAAAGAAUUUGAUUUACGAAAAUGUAUAACAUCUACAGGCUGCCAAAGCAUUUUGUCUACUGCAGCCCUUCAAUUACGUAUCAAGAGUGGAGAGAGGGAGCCAGAUCCAAGCAGCUCCUGAGAACUGGUUAUUUCAGGGAGCACAUCCCUCCAAUGUCACAUUUAGUGACAUCACCCUGAUAGGUAGAAGCCAGCCAUGGUGGGAGUAUUUACACCGCGGAAAUCAGCAAAGUACAAAUCUGAGCUUUGUCUUCCCAGACAGCCAGCUUCCCAGCACACCAAUGACAAGUCAGUUUGAUGAGGAAAAAAAAUAGAACAAACGUAGGGUUCCUAACCAGAGAUUCCAAGACUGGGGCCAAAAUAUUCAAUCCAGCAAUGCUACAUGGAUGUCACUCCACAUACAGGAGGCGUUGGAGAAUGUAACAAACAUGAUGGCAGGUGUAAGAUUUACCCACAGAAGCCUGCUCUGAAAACAUUCUGAAUGGAAGCAUCCAAUGCUGCAAAGGACACGAGAAGUGUAGGGUGAUCGAAUGUAUUUAUUUGUUGAUUAGGCUCAAAGGAGGGGAAACAGAAGAACUAGACCUAGAACUGGAGUAUCAAAUGAUGGCAGGGUGAGAGAAGGGGGAAGAAGCAGGAGAGCCUAUUAGAGUAUUUUACUUAUGCAAAAAUAGAUUAAGUUUACAAAGUCCACAGGGAGGAAUAAACAUGUGUGAUAAGGGCCACCACCGUGAGAAUAAAAUUAGAAUUAUAAAUUUUGAACCAGAAGAAAUUCUCUUUCUAAUGGAAAACAGAAAAGGAGAAAGAUAUUAUAGAAAGCCCCCAAAAUGAUAAUAAGCACAAAAACUAAACAGACAAAUUAGUCAUAAUAUGACCGUAACUAUUCAAUUUCCCACCGGAAGACAGAGACACUCAGUUGCACUUUUUUAAAAAGACGUAACAAUUUGCUGUUUACGAUAAACAUAUUUAAAACAGAAAAAAACAAAUGUUUGAAUACAAAAGGAUGAAAUAAGAUAUGCUCAACAGGAGUUCCCGU